AUGACUUCUGCAAUGAAUCUUCUUCUCCUCAAAUACGCACAUGCUCAGCUCCAUGCAGAGAUCCUUCAAGGCAUUGCUGCCGAUCUACAACGUGCCAGUACCGUUCUCAACACUCGUGCCCGCAACCUCGACGCCCACUUUCUUAGCCUGAAGUCGACGCAUGAUAAGGGAAGCGUUGAUCCAAUCCGUUCAUCUGAACCUGCAACCGAGAAAGACAUCCUCGAGGUCACCAACGCGAUGGCUUCUAUUGAAGCAAUGACGGAAAUUCAGGAGCAAAUGAGGCGAAACAUCGAAGCUUUGAUCGGCAUGGAGUGCAAGCCUGGCCUCACCGAGCACAACGACGCCAGGGUGUAUGUCAAUUGGAAGAAUUCGACCAGAGAGCAAGACUUCAACUUUGGUGAAGCCAUGUCAGAAAAGCUCGCCGAAAUAUCCUCUCUCAGUGGCAUCAAGCUCUCUCUUCCAGUCACCCCUGCUCAUCCAAAGGUUAGAUCCGCUGAGAAUCCUACCCACAAAUGUUCGAAGCUCACAUCUCAGAUUCAGAUCGUUAUUCCUGCCACCACAAGCCCAGCUGCUUUGAGUCCCAACAAUGAUGGUCUCACCUCUGCAUCCCGUGCUUCUGCUCCUAAACCACCCAGAAGCCGAACCAACUCUGUCUUGUCACCACCACCCACUCCUGGCAAGCAGACUCCGCACAAAUCAGUGAAGCGAAAACAACGCAUGGCCGACAUCAAGAAGGCCGCAGCCUCACCAGAGAAGGUGAUGGCCUCGUCUGGGCGUCCGGUGUGGGGCGUCUUCCGGGGAUCCAUCAAGACAGAGGAGGAAGAUUGA
Molecule: messenger RNA, 828 nt
Organism: Exophiala bonariae
Lineage: Eukaryota; Fungi; Ascomycota; Eurotiomycetes; Chaetothyriales; Herpotrichiellaceae
Exons: 2
Coding region: 1-828 (275 amino acids)
Source: RefSeq, a predicted model, not a curated record